AGUUGAAAGGCAAGCUUCCCAGCAGACGGUCGCAGUUACGCAGCAACGUGAGUCUUCGAGCGAUUUAAGCCACGAUUCGAGUCGAGAAUCGAGAGUCGAGAGUUGAGUGCCGAGUGCAGUAGCUAUCGUGGUCGGUGCCUGGUGCCUGGUGCCUGGAAGCAUCCAAAACACACCCUACGCUCUCUUCGCGGUCCCAGUUUUUAAGCCAUCGGUGCGUCUCUAUCUGGAUUUGGCUGUUUUGAUAUAUCCAGUGGGUCGUAAAUCUUCGACGAACCGUAAAUUAUUAAACAGCUCGCUACGCAGCGUGCUCAUAUUUUACAGUUGAGAGAGCUCCGAGGAGGAAAACAGCCCCAAGAUUUCGAAAACAACGAAAAUGGUCUUCGACUGCGGAGUCUGGUGUGCAAAGUAUUUGCUUUGCAUAUUCAAUUUUAUAUUUUUCGUGCUAGGCACAAUUAUAUUCGGCAUCGGACUUUGGCUGGCCGUGGACAAGCACUCGCUGAUUGCUCUCCUCAAGUUGGUCGAGAGCGAGCGCAUCGAGCAAUUUACACAGCCGCAGGUCAUAGAGCAGCUGGCCUAUGUUCUGCUCGUCAUCGGAGCCGUCAUGUUCUUCAUGAGCUUCUUGGGCUAUCUGGGAGCUAUGCGCGAAUCCCGCUGUCUGCUGUCGACGUAUGGAACCUUCUUAAUCCUUCUUUUGGUGGCUGAGAUUGUGGCCGGAGGACUGGCCGCCUUUUACAAGGACAAAGUGCGUGCAGAGAGCAAAAACUUCUUGCAGACGACCAUCACCAGCUAUUCGCUGGGCGAAAAUGUGGACGCCACUUCGCUGAUGUGGAACCAACUGAUGGGCAACUUCGGGUGCUGUGGCAUCAAUGACUACCGCGACUUUGAGGCAUCGCCGGCGUGGGUGAGUGGCAAGGGUAACCGCACCAUUCCGGAGGCCUGCUGCAUCCUCAAGGAUGUGGCCAAGUUGGUGCCACGCGACGAGGACUGUGUAACCAAUCCCAGCGAUAGCAACAGUUUCUACAAGAAGGGCUGUUAUGAGGCCUUCACCGAGUGGCUGAUUGCACAACGCGAACUGAUCAUCGUGGCCAUUGUGGUGGGAAUUGUGCACCUGGUCCUCAUCAUUCUAGCCUUCGCCCUGUGCAAGGCCUUUGCCAAAUACAACGACAUGCGUCUGUAAAUCGCUGAGGACGAGGACAGCGGAUGUUGUGACAGUUUUCAGAGUUAGCAAAGUAGACGUAGGAACGAGAGCCAAAACAGCAGGACAGUGAAGAGCGACGAUCCCUCCUAGAAUUCCCCCAACAAAAAAAAAAAAAAACAUACAACAACCAACGCCCUACCGAACACCGCGACGUGCUCAAUGGAUAAAAAAUUAAAGUAAAAAGAAAUUCUGCAUUUGCCGCAUGGAACGGGAAGAAGAUGACACUUACACACAGUUUAAUACAGCUAUACUCUAACGAUAAGCUAAGAUCAUAGCCAGCAUAAUCCAUUUACCGAUAAUAUUCAAGAAUAUCUUACAAGAAAUGUUGCUCAAUGUUUUGCCAGCAAACGGAUGAAUGGUUGGAAUGAGAAUCGGGAAGGUUUUACGAAUGAAACUCACACUUGGAAUAUAUUUAUUUGUAAAUCUGUUUUGAUAGCAGUUUUUAGUUGUUAAGUAGUAAACUACAAUAUGCGUAGUAUUGUAACUAUUUUUCUUAGUCUUUUACGAUUUUGUUAUGCAAACACAAUGCAUUCGAAAACCACUCAAAAACAUCACAGAAACCACAUAAGAUAACAAACAAAUUUUUGAGAUUGAGCGAACCAUGAAAUCAAUUUUGAAAGAUAACUUUUAACGAGGCAUGAGUUUGGAUGCCGCAAAAAAGCAUAAAAUACAAGCAAAGUAAUAUACAAAUAUCGAUUGGGAAAAUGAUAAACAAUGAAAUGGCAUUGACAUUGAACUAGUAUGUGUAUUAGUUGGUAAGUCUCUAAGUUUAAGUUGUAACUUUAGUUGUUUUUGCUAUGGCUAUCUUCGAGUUUUUAACUACAUAUGCCGGGGCACGAAGUGUCGUGUUCCUGGCUCUUUUGUUAAAAAUGAAUGUUGUACAUUUUUGAAUUCUAUAUAUACAUAUAUAACUAUUAUUAAUGCAUAUUAUAUACACGUAUGUCUGUAGUUUACUUAAUGUACUUUUUGGAAACAGCGCAAUGGAAAGCCGUAAAUCGAAAGCAUAAACGAAAAAAACACACAAAACCGAUAAAUCCCCCAUGAACGCGAGGCAAAAACCCCAUUUAAUGAUGUACAUUUCUGAACGUGAAUGAAAAAGUAAUUAAAAUAAAGAAAAUUUAAAUCAAA
This is a messenger RNA of Drosophila ficusphila, 2326 nucleotides long. Its product is annotated as tetraspanin-18. Gene Ontology annotation, cellular component: membrane. The transcript has 7 exons. Bases 374 to 1177 code for a protein of 267 amino acids. Lineage: Eukaryota; Metazoa; Arthropoda; Insecta; Diptera; Drosophilidae. The record is from RefSeq and is a predicted model, not a curated record.